UUCAGCUUGUCCAGCAGCUCCUCCAUCAGCACGAAAGCGGCGUAGGCCGCACCCGGGCCCCGCUCCACCACCGCCGCAUCAUCCUCCCGCUCCGCCAUUUUGGAGCCCCCGCCACCGCCCGUAGCCGAAGCAACCGGCUCCGCCAAUCACCGCCUGCCUCUUCCUCCCCAAGCCACCAAUGGCGGCGCAGCACUCGGAGGUCGGCGUCGAAUGUGCGCCCGGGGGUGAUGUGAGGAGCGCCUCGGCGCGCCCCCCACGGCUGGGAGGAGGCUGCAUAGAUGCCGCUCUGUCGCCGUGAAGAGCGAGAAAACGGCUGAUCUGUGCUCUCUGGUUAAGCGUUACCAGUUGAGCAAGCGGUUACAAACAGGCCGAGAGGCGGUGGCAGCAGCUGACCCGAACUGGGCAGUGGGGCAGAGUACAUCCGUACUAGUGUACGUGUGGCUAUGGGAGCGGUUGGGAGAAGGUUGUGUAACUUCUUUCAGCUGCGCUGUGUACGCGCCCUGCCUCCAAGAAACACCGGUCCGAACAGAAACAGCGAGCUGCGCUCGGGAAGCUCUGGCUGUUCGUGUACUCAGAAGAGUUUUUUUUUUCCCCCUCCUUUCUUGUUGUCAGUUUGAAAUGAAUCUACUAUGAACCAAAGAAGACAUGAAGGGACAGAAAAUACCAUCUCUUCUUCUCUAUUUACUUUCCACGUGUGCUGCAUUUAGGGGUUCUAGAGAACAGGAAACAGUAACAGGGGUGUUUUCUAAGGAUGUCAUCCUUCCUUGUCCUUUUCUACCUGGGAACGAUGAAGUAAUUUACUGGAAGAAAGAGAACAAAAAUGUGCACAGCUACUACGAGCAGGAGGACCAGCUGGAAGACCAACAUCCAGAUUACAGAAACAGAACACACCUUUUUCAUGAGAACAUUGGUCACGGAAAUGCCUCUUUGAAACUUAGUAAUGUGGCCUUGACUGAUGAGGGCCUUUAUUAUUGCUAUGUGGGAACAGAGAAAGCUAAAACAGAAGUGGAUGUCAUGCUGCGUGUGCGAGUUGUCUCUCUUUACGCAUUGGAAUACCAAAAGACAGACACAGCAAGGAUGCUGAAGUGCUAUGCCUUUCAGACUUACUCAGCACCAAAUGUAACUUGGGUACGAGGCAAUACAUACAUCCAAGAAACAGGUCGGGAGGAAACCAGGAAUGGAGCUCUCUCUUCUGUUAGAAGUGACCAGAACGUUAUAAACGCAUCUGAUACCUACUACUGUCAUAUUAAUCUCGCUCAUGAAAACUGGACUGCUGAGUGGAGUAUGCAAGACCAACUUUCAAAAGCUGAAGGAAGUAGCACUGCCAUUUCUUGUGAAUACAGCGAUAACGAUUUACAUGCUGAAGAUUUCACUGUUGUCUGGAAACUAAACAAAAAUGCAGCUAUCUCAGUCCUGGCCUCCUUCAAUGGUACAUUUCACACUUACCAGCCUAGAGUUCAAAUUAACCAAAAAAACUUUUCACUCAGCAUUAGAGAUGUUAAUGUGGAUGACAGCGGAGACUAUGUGUGUAAUAUUUCAAGGCCUCACUACACAAGACUUACUGUGACAACGUUACAAGUUGAACAUGCAGGUAACACCUCAAUAAUUGUGACAGCGGUAGUGAUUGUGAUCAUUCUCAUACUGGUGGUAGCAGGAUACUGUGUCUAUAAGAAGUGGACAGCAUCUGGGCAUGAGCCAGUAACAUGCCUUUACAGCCCACAAAGCCGACCAGAUCUGGGGCUGCAUCCAAAGAAGCGUGGCCAGCAGGUCAAGGGAGGUGAUCCUACCUCUCUACUCUGUACUGAUGAAACCUCUCUUGGAGUACUGCGUCCAGAUGUGGCGUCCUCAGUAUAGGAGAGACAUGGGCCUGUUGGAGUGUGUCCAGAGGAGGGCCAUAAAAAUGAUCCAAGGAGUGGACCACAUUUCCUAUGAGGGUCUGUUAUGAUAGGACAAGGGGAAAUGGUUUCAAAGUAAAAGAGGGGAGAUUUAGAUUGGAUAUAAGGAAGGUUUUUUUUGUUUUGUUUUGUUUUUAUGAUAAGGGUGGUGAGGCAUAGGAACAGGUUGCCCAGAGAAGGUGGUGGAUGUCCCAGCCUUGGAGACAUUGAAUGUGAGGCUGGAUGGGGCUCUGAGCAACCUGAUCCAGCUGUUAGAUGUUCCCUGCUCCCCUGUUCAUUGCAGGGGCAUUGAACUAGGUCACCUUUAAGUGUCCCAACUCAAACAUUGUAUGAUUCUAUGAUGCCUUUUAUUCUCAUGCAUCUGUAAUAGGCUGGCUCUGUUUUAUAGUAUCCUGUUUCCUUCCUUUUGUGAUCAGUAAAAAAAGAAACCAACAGCUUUAGCCCUUAUUUCCUAUGGUGAAUCUUGUCCUGUCUUGACAGUAUGGGCCUAUCUGCGGAGAGAUGCAUCUCUGAACUCUCUGGGCAUUAAGAUUUUGUCACAGCCUCACACUUGGUUUUACAACAGAAACUGUGAACUGAGAAGAACACACCAGAAAGCCAACUCUAAAAUCAUGGAAUCCUAGAAUGAGUUGGAAGAGACCUCCAAGAUCAUCCAGUUCCAACCCCCACACUAUAGGCAGGGACACCCUCCACCAGAUGAGGCCUCCCAAAGCCCCAUCCAGCUGGGUUCUGAACGCCUCAAGGGAGGAGGCAUCCACAACCUCCCUGGGCAACUUGCUCUAGUGUUUCACCACCCUCACAGCAAAGGACUUCUUCCUAACUUCCAGUCCAAGUCCACCCCCUUCCAGCCCAAAGCCAUUCCUCCUCAUCCUGUUGCUGCAUGCCCUUAUAAAAUGAUUGAAUCUCAGUCAUUUUUUUUAUUUUGCUCUCGCAUAGAGAUUCUGUUGGAUACUAGCCAGCUUUAAUAAUGCUGAUAUGCUUUAGAGAUGGUAACAUACUUCUGAGAUGAAGCUGUUUCAGUUGAAGAGCUUAAGCAGUAUCCAUUUAUCCUGGGACUUGUUGAGACCUUUAACUUAUAAUCAGAGGAAGCAGAACAAUUUAGAGGUGAACGCAGCACUGGUUACAUUGAUUGAAGACUAAAGGGAAGAAACAGGAGUGCUUCUACAUUGUUGUGUAGAUGUUUAUUAUUUUGCUCAGCUAGUCUUAAAAUGGAAAAUGCUGACUUACCUCUAUCCCAAGAAUGUCUUGUUCUGUUCCCAACAGAGGAUUAAUUUGACACAUUAGUAGUUCUCACAGCUGUUUUUGUUUUAACCAGAGACACGGAAGAGACGGAAUAAUAUGAGCACCCUGACAUACUAAAAGAAAGCCUUUCACUGCAAACAGACACUGCUGUGAUUGUUGCUGAAAAGAAGCUUGGAGAACGUAGGAGUUCCUUCCUACAGAGUUACACUAGGAGCAAAAUGGAAGGCUGAUUACCUGAGUAGCAGGAACAAGCAAGUAAACUGACAGAAAAAAACCAUAUGCAAGUCAACUGACAUUUGUAUGUGAGUAGUCUGCAUGAAAGACUGAAAUUUGGAUGUAUUAAAAGGACAAUGGAAAGGUUUCGCAGGAAAUCAAGUUUUGAGGGUUCUUGUUUUUUAAGGUGGUUUUUUUUUUUUAAGUGUAAGGGGAAGUGAAGAGUUACUGUUUUACACUACACAAUGUUUUAAUACCAACUUUAAAUUGGAAGAGAUCUAAAAGAACACUAUUUAUGAGCCAUAGGCAGUCUUUAUGCGACAAGUUCCUCCGCAGUAUUUCUGAUGCCUGUCCUGCAGGUAGAGAACAAAAAUCCUUUGGCCAAUUGUAGGAGAAGCUUCUAAACUGAUUGUUUACCUGAAGUUUAGCUUCUGCUCUCCUAAAAAAAAAUGGUACAGCCUCUGUCCAGCAGCAGGACAGCUAGAAGCCGGGCCAUGCUGGCUUCAAGGGCUGUCCCCAAGCCUGGGAAACAUGACUGGAUUUGCCCUUCGAUUUGAUUCCAUAAGAGAUCUGCCAAUUAGGAUUUGUUCCAACAUACUGACGUGGUUUAUUGGCAGUAUGUAAUCCUUUAUUGAUCCCCGGGGCUCAGCAAAAUGGAAAUAUAUAAAAAUGAAUGUAAUACGCCAUACGUUGUCUUUGGGUUUUCACUUGAUAUUUAUUUUUGUAAGUGCUUGUUUCUGUUUUGUUUUAAUACAUCUGCUUUUGAUUAUGCCUCAUUAUAUGAAACAUUUUGUCAUA
This is a messenger RNA of Numida meleagris (helmeted guineafowl), 4148 nucleotides long. RefSeq names its product HERV-H LTR-associating 2 (gene HHLA2). The record is from RefSeq and is a predicted model, not a curated record. The transcript is spliced from 7 exons. Gene Ontology annotation, cellular component: external side of plasma membrane. NCBI's taxonomy places the organism in Eukaryota, Metazoa, Chordata, Aves, Galliformes, Numididae. Gene Ontology annotation, biological process: positive regulation of T cell proliferation; immune response; T cell costimulation. Bases 646 to 1854 code for a protein of 402 amino acids.